This is a messenger RNA of Phlebotomus argentipes, 3620 nucleotides long. RefSeq lists its product as uncharacterized. The transcript has 3 exons. The record is from RefSeq and is a predicted model, not a curated record. Bases 636 to 3581 code for a protein of 981 amino acids. Lineage: Eukaryota; Metazoa; Arthropoda; Insecta; Diptera; Psychodidae.
CGCAGAAUCUCUAAAACGUAAACAUUGUGAUUAAGGAGUGAUUAAUCUUGUAAAUUCGCAGUGAUUAGAGCUAAAACCUACUCUGUGCGAUGGAUGAUCGGCGUUUCUUCCCCAAUGAGCCACCAUAUGUGGGAAAAAGUUUUCUCCGGCCAAAUGGUUCCAUCAAAUUCGAUCCCAUCCUUACAGAUCAGAGGUAUUCCUUCGUCAUCAACCUCCUAAGCAAUGACUACUGGAAGCAGAGAGUGAAGAAGGUGAAUUGCGUACGGAAUUCAAAUUGCCGGAAAGUAUCAAGCUUCUUCAAAUUGCAGGUCGCGGACUUUGGAUGCGCAGAUCUGUCCUUCUUUCGCGUUCUUCGCAGUCUCAGAUUCCUAGAGACUGCUUAUCUGGUGAGUUUCUCAGAUCUUAUUGUCUGCACAAAAGCCAAAUUCCAGGAACUCCUCAUAUGAUCACAAUGUGAGGUUGUGAUCUUGCCCGGCAAUUUCUUUGGUGUUGCCAUCGCUGUGUCCGGGUGUCAGGCGUUCUAACCUCACAGAAGAAACGUUUACACGGGCCAUACAAGGCCAAAAUAAAAAUGUGUCUUAUGAAAAUUGUGUACUUUUUAGCUAUUUAGUGUGAUUUUCUCUACUGGGCUGAGAAUGGAGAAAAAGCCGGGUGCUGUGGCGUGCGUUGUGCCGCCCUCUCAUCACUUAAUUGAUGCUCAAAUUCUGGCUAAAACCAUCGCCAGUACGGACUCACUGGUGCGGCGCCUGCAUGAGUCGCAACAGGAGAACACCAAGAUGAAAUUUGUGAUGGAAACUGUGCGAAAAACUGCCUCAAAAUGUAACAAAUUGUACACGAAAGAGAGGGACAAACGAAUACAGAGUGAAGAGGCUCUGCAGAGGAUCCAGAAGGAGCUGGAGAGCGCAAGGGCACUCGCGGAGGCACAGAGACACCAAAUAACCAAUAUGGAAUACGUCCAUAAUCAGGCGCUUGAGGAGGCGCGACAAUCUGCUGCUGGAGAGUCAAGGAGUCACCAGAAAGUGUUCAGCAGUGUUGUCCGGGAGUAUCUGACCAGCUUACAGAUGCAGAUGGAGAGCAAUGAACUGGAUGAGAAGAUGCUCGUGCGGGCAAAGUCACUGAGGAGUAGUUUAGAGGAAUUCUCGUGGUUGAGGGAAGUUCUGGAACAAUUUCCAGCGUCUGAAAAGAAGGGCAAAAGUGAAAAACUCAAGAGAACCAAGAGAAAACUCCAGGAAGAGUUUUCAGCUGAUGACUUAAGUGAUAAUGAUUCUGGAGAGGAUGGAAGUGUCUUGAUAGAUGCCCAGAGGCUCGAAGAUCUGUUGGAACAACAGAGUUUCAAUAUCAAUAAUUGUAUUGAGAGUCCCGAAAGUCCCAAGAAAGUGGAGAAGAGUUUCUGCGACGCCGGAACAAUGACAACGAGGAUUACAAUCACGAGAGCAACGAAUACGGAGGUGAAGACUGCAGAUGCAGCCACACUCUUCCCGGAAUUCACUCCUCCCUCGUCGUUUGAGGAGAUCUUCAGCGAAAUGAUUGUUGAUCUUCCGGAGUUAAUCACUGAAAUUCCUCGUGCUGCCACGCGGGAUGCGUGCACAGAAACUGAACAGGAGUGCAGCAAGAGCAACGCUGAGACCCUCACGGAUCUCUGCAACAUCCGGAAGAUAAUUGGGUACAGAAAGAGGAAGAUUCAGUGCCAGCCAGAGAGUGUAAAAGUGGAGAAUAUGAAGAUUGAGCCAGUUUCGCCAAAGCCUGGUGACGAUGCGCAGCAUCUUCAGUUCCAAUUUGAGCACUUGUGGUCAGCUAUGGGACAAACACUGUUCGCCAUGCUCAGGAAUUCCACUUGCGACAUCGUUCAGAGUCAAUAUCUGCUCGAGCGUGAGAACAUGGUGAAGCAGAUCUUCUUUGAGGAGAUGACAAAGCGUGAGAACAUCCAGAAUGACUUCUCUCACUGCCCCUUGCCGCUCAUUUCACAGGAGUGUGAAGCAAAUCCUGCGCCUCUGGACAUGCCAAUGGAGGAAUCGUACAUCGCAGAGCCACCAGAGCCGGCAGAAGAGAAGAUUCGGAAGAGGAUAGUGAGCAGAAAGGUGCCAUUUAAGCGAAAGAGGAGCAAUGUGAUCGUGAAAUCCAUGAAGAAGAUUAAAUUGCAGAGGAUUAGGCGGGAAAGAGUGCCAGAACAAGAUGAGGAUUCUCUGGAGGAGUUUGAUUUGGAGAAGAUUCGGGAGUUUUACGCCAUUCCUGAACUUCUGGAGCCAAUCGAUGAUCUUCCUGAAGAUUUAUUGCCUUCUGUGACAGAAAAGGAGUCAAUAUGUGAUAAGGAACAGACUCAGGAACCUCGUGCAGUCUCAACCAGAGUUUCUGUGAUGAGUUUUGUCCAUCGACACACGGCGAAGAGGGUGAAAAAGCCUCCGGAUGUGAGAAUUGUGGAGAAGUGCCGAGCAGUUUUGCUGGAAUACUUGCAAUUGGAGUGGAUUUCGGCUGAACUCGGGAAAUCCGUUGAGAAAAUGAUGGCUUUAGCACCAAAGGAGGACAUUAUCUUUGAAGCAGUGGCGGGAAUCACAGAAGAAUCUUCAGAUCACAUGAUGUUCAAUCCGUUCGGCAGCGUGGCUCCGCUCAUGCCCAAGACGCAUCAGCAGAUGAUCAUCUUUUGCCAUUCUGUCGGCAAGUAUUAUCCUGAAGGCUUCCUGCGGCGAUUCCUGCACUCGCUAGAGAGGCGAAUGUUCACGCUAACGGCGCAGAAGAAGACGCUGAAGAACCUGGUCAACAUUACUUACUUGCUGAUCGCUCUGAUGGAUCUGCAGUUUGGUGAGAAACACGGAAGACUCUCUGUGCGGCUGUUCAUCUUCAAGUGUCUCUACUACUUCCAUCACAAAGCGCCGCCGCUGAUCUUCAUGGUGUUGAAGGCGUUUCCUGAUGCUCUUCCUGUGCCUUCAGAAGGCUUUGAGGCCACAGAAACACUCCUUCUGGCAUUGAAGUGUUGUCUGGCGCAUUUGCCGCCACUUUCCAAUGCCGAGACGGAGAAUCCGGAGUUCAAGAAGAAGGAGCUCUUCUACCUUCUUCAGACGACGUACAAGUGCGAGCCUGGAAGACCAUCGGCGGAUGAGACGAUCGGAAUACUCAUGGAUCGUGUGAGGGAAGGGAAUUACCGUCACGUCACGCACGCUUUCACGCUCUUGGCCAAGCGAAUGGGCGUCAAAUGGGCGAAGACGUCUCUUGUGCACAAGCAUCUCAUCCCAUGUCUCAACGAUGUGCUGCUUCUGACUGAUCAAGAGCCUCGGAAUGGCCAGAUCGUCACGCUUGUGGACAGCAUCUCGUGCAUCGUGAAGGCUUUCUCUAACAAGGAUGACAUGGCAGAGUAUCACAGGGUGUUCGCCUGCGUGCUGGAGAGCAUAGAGAGUCACAGUGUUCAAGAAGCGGCAAUUGCGGCCUUCCUGCGCCUUUCGCGCUUUGGCAUGGUGAACGUCUUUAGCCAAAUUUAUCAGUGGCGAGCCAAAAUGCCCAUCAGUCGGGAACUCGCCGCUGCUUUGGAUACCUUUAUCCACCGCAAGCCCAAGAAGUUCUGGUUGACACUGGAAAGGCAGAUUAAUUGAAGAAAUACAGAGAGUUGUGUAUGAAUUUUAAACUUGUGG